Paramecium primaurelia is the source of this 2969-nucleotide messenger RNA. The record is from the annotation of a GenBank genome assembly. Lineage: Eukaryota; Ciliophora; Oligohymenophorea; Peniculida; Parameciidae.
AUGAUUACAGAUAAACGCUUCGAUAUUGAUCCAAACACUCUUAUUAAUACAAAAAGACAAAUCUUUAGCUCUGAAAAUGAAUCUCACAUUCAUUUAACAAAUAAAUAAAGCUCUUUGGCUGAAUAAGAUGACAUUUCUAGUUAAGAAAAGUAUUAUAAUAUGUUUAUUAAAAUGAAAUAGUAGAAACCUGCAUUUUAUUGAAUUGAUACAAUCAAGAAGUUCCAUUAUCCCAACAGUUAAAAUUAUAUCCCCUGAAGAUUACGGAACAAUUAAAUAACCAAGAGGAAGUCUUUUUUUUAAUUCAAGUAUACAAAAUUAUGAAAAGUAUUUAUUUUCCUUAAACAAGAGUUUAAAUCCUACUUGGAAAAAGGGAGGAUUAAAAAUAAUAAAAUAUGUCGCAAGAUUCAUUUAUUAAUUAAAAACAAAGGCUGACAAAUUGAAAAUUAAGUUAAUGAAUUUUGAAAUAUUUAAGAAUUUAGGAGAUAAAAGUGGAGAUUUUAAGAAUUUUAAGAGAGGAUAAUAGAAAGAAGAAGAGAAUUUUAUUUGUUUAAUAAUUAUUAAGAUUGUAUCUUUUAUAGUUGCUAUAUGGAAUGUCAUCUGCAAAUUUUUAAAUAGAUUAGCUAUCAUAUAUCCUGAGAGUAGUUUCAAGAUAUUCUGGGAUUCUAUUGUAGUUUGUUUCAUAGUAAUCAAUAUAUUUUACAUCCCAAUGAGUUUGAGUUUUGAGUUAGACAAAUCUAAUCAAAUAUCAAUACUAUUCUUUGAAACUAUACCAAGUUACAUAUUCAUAGUAGAAAUAAUGUUAAACUUUAAUACUGCCUAUUACAGUUAAGGUAUAAUACACACAAAUCGUAGUGAGAUUUUUUUUCAUUACGUUUAAAAUAAUUUCUGUUGGGAUUUGUUGAUAACUAUUCCUUUUGUAUUGGCUUAGUUUGAUAUUCCAUAUAUAUAGUUUAUUCUAUUAUUACGAAUAGCCAGAGUGAGAUCUAUGAUUUAAAAUGUUUAAGAUUUAUUAAAUGCCAAGGAAGAAGUAUAGGCUGUAUUGGAAAUGAUUAAAUUAGUAUAUUUUUUAGUGUUAGUUGCUCAUAUGUGUAGUUGUGGUUGGCAUUUACUAGGCCGUAUUGAAUAUGAAAUAUAUAAUGAUGAAAAGAGUUGGUUAAUCUAUUAUGAUUAUUAUGAUUAAGAGUGGUAUGAUAGAUAUAUAGUUUCAUUAUACUGGAGUGUGAUAACAACCUUAACUGUUGGAUAUGGAGAUAUAGUUCCUUAGACUACAAUAGAAAGAUUGUUUGUUAUUAUAGUGGCUAUGGUCCUAUGUGGAGUUUUUGGAUAUAUAAUUUCAACCAUUGGUGAAAUUAUCAAAACAUUAGAAGAAAGAAAAGCUCUUUUAAAGAGGUCUAUGAAAAAAGUAAAUUAAUAUAUAAAAUAAAAAUAAUUGAAUCUAUAAUUAUCUUUAAAGGUUAGAAAGUAUUUUGAAUUUAAACAUUAAAUAGAUGAAUAAUUAUAGGAAUAAGAUGAUUCUAUUUUAAAUAAAUUAAGUGGAUAAUUAAAAUAAGAAGUUUUAGUUGAUAUUUACAAACGAGUUUUAUUAAAUUCUAAUUUUUUAAAGAAUAAUAUUCCUGAUGAUUUAAUUAAUAAUUUAUGCUAGAAAACUAAAUAGGCAACUUAUGCACCAGGAUAUGAUAUUGCUAGUGUUAAUGAUACAGCCACAAAAUUAAUUUUUAUUUUAGAAGGUAAAGUUGAUAGUUAUUUUGUAUCAAAAGGAUUAGAAGCACUUUGUAAAGGUGAAAAAGAUAAUGUAAAUGGUAAAAUAUAAAAAAUCUACUAAAGAGGAGAUAUUAUUGGAGAAUUAGAAUUUAUAUUAAAUUCUCCAUAUCAAUAUAAUUUUAGAUCAUCUACUUUAUUAUCAGUUGCAUUUAUUGAUAGAAAUGAUUUUCUUAUUGUUAUAUAAGAAAAUGAAGAGUGUAGAUAAAAGUUUCAUUAAUUAAGAGAAAAAUUGACAUAUUAAAAAACAUAUGGUAAAACCUGUGAUAUUUGUAAAUGGACUCAUAAAUAUUAGGAUUGUCCAUUUGUAUUUUAUUAAUCAAAUCUUGAUAAAAUUGCAAGGAAUGCAAAUAUAAAUUGUUAUUAAUAUAGAAAAAAGUAUGAAAGAUCAAGAGUAGUAAAAAGAAAUAAAUAAGGUUCUUUUCGUAAUAUAAUUGUAUCUUAGGGAUUAGAUGUUAUUUUAAAUUUUGGAUUUUUAAAUGAAGAGUAAUUAUUAAUUUUAACUUAGUUAAAUAAAUGAUCAAUAUUUAGCAAAACUAGGUUAUGGAAUAGGAGAAGAUGAAAAGAGUUAAAAAUUAUCUGAUAGUCAUUUAUCAUCAGAAUCAUAAGAAAUUGAUAAUAUAUCAUAAGAUUAAAGAAAAAGGGUUUAAUCAUUUGAAAAAAUGAAAACUACUUUUCUGUCUCAAAAAUUAAAAACAAAUUUUGGAUUGAAUUAAAAUUAUUAAAAACAUAUUAUGAAUGAUGACUCAUAAUAACAUUAAUAAUAAUAAUAAAACAGAAAAAUUGAAACCAAAUAUUAACAAGAAUAAUUAAUAACAGGAAAUUCCUAAAAGUUUAUUUAGAAUAUUUAUUCUCAAAAUCCAAUAAGGUAAAAUAAAGUUAAAAUGGAUACAAUAAUAUAAAAAAGUGUAUCUUUAGGUUCAUAAUAACUUGAUAGUAAAUCUAGAAAUGCUACUGAAUAUGAAACCAAUUAAUUAUAUUAAUCUGGAUUUAAUUUAUUAAUUGAUAUUGAUAAAAUGAAAGAUUAUGAAUUUUAUUUUCCUACUUUUAAUGUAACUAAUGUAGUUGAAAUUUUAAGAAAAUAAAGAUUAGGCCUACUCAAAAAUAACAAAAGAUAAGGUUUAUAAGAAAAAUUGAGAUCAUUAAGAAUGAAUAAAUCUUAAAAUAAAAUCAUUCAUCUAUCAUCCAAAAAUUUAGAAGAGAAAAUUUGA